Molecule: messenger RNA, 2498 nt
Organism: Amaranthus tricolor (Joseph's coat)
Lineage: Eukaryota; Viridiplantae; Streptophyta; Magnoliopsida; Caryophyllales; Amaranthaceae
Product: IQ domain-containing protein IQM1-like
Exons: 9
Coding region: 520-2085 (521 amino acids)
Molecular function (GO): protein binding
Source: RefSeq, a predicted model, not a curated record
AUUCUUUUUGUUUCAUUUUCAAACACCACAUUCUUAUUAUUAUUAUUAUUAUAUAUAUUUCUCAAUUCUCAUUCCAACCAUAAUUCAACCCCAAAUUAUAAUUCUUUCUUUUUUUUCUUAUUUUUAGUAAACCCGUCAAAACUUACAAUUUUUUUAUAAUUUUUUUUUCCAAAAUUUGAUCUUCUCUUCAAACUCACCAAGAGAUUUCCCAAAAGUUGUUUGUAUUUGAAGAGUCUAUCUAGUCUUAGUCUAUUCAAUUUUUUACCAAAAAGAAGUUAACCCAUUUGACACUUUUUUUAACACUAAUUGGAAUUUUCUAAAUUCCAAUUUUGGUGCUUCCUUUUUAGGGAUUGUAUAUAUAUAUAUAUAUAUAUAAGCCUACUACAUUUUCAUAAUUCAAUAUCAAGUUUAUUUGUUCUUACAAAAGCUAAAAGAGCUAAAAAGAAGAGAUUUUACUUCUUGGUUUGCAAGCUAAAGAAAUAUCGUUCGUGGUAGGAAUUGGAAUCAUAAUUCAUACAAAUGGGAUUAUCAAUUUCUAUAUUAAUCUCAGCCUGGCAUGAAAUCCUGACACAAAAAUUAUUCACACAAGUCUGCAAUGGAAGUAUAACAUCAAGAGCAAGAAGUUUUGCAAGAACAGCAAGUUUUAAGAGAACAGAAUCAUUCAAAAAGAGUAUUAGUAAAUCACCAAAAGAAACAGAAACAAUUAGAGGUUCAAAAAUGGGUACAACUUUACAUGAUCAUAAGCCUGAAAAUAUUGUGCUUGAAAAAUCACCUUCAUUCAACACAAUUGUACAAGAAUUUGGUUCAAAUCUAGCACCUAAAUCUACCAAUGGAUUAAUUCAUAAGCCAUUGCCUGCUAUUACUCUUCCUGAACCUUCUAUCCUGUUUUCGCCCCGACCCGUUUCUGAGCUUGAUGCUGCUGCUGUUUGUGUUCAGAAGGUUUAUAAAGGUUAUCGUACUAGGAGAAAUCUUGCUGAUUGUGCUGUUGUUGUUGAAGAACUAUGGUGGAAAGCGUUAGAUUUUGCUUCAUUAAAGAGAAGUUCUGUGUCUUUCUUCAAAAAUGAUAAACAAGAAACUGCAGUUGCAAAGUGGGCUAGGGCAAAAACAAGAGUUGCCAAGGUUGGAAAAGGUUUGUCACAAAACGAGAAAGCUCAAAAGUUAGCCCUACGACAUUGGCUUGAAGCUAUUGACCCACGGCACAGAUACGGACACAACUUGCACCUUUAUUAUGAUAUUUGGUUUCAAAGUGAAAGCAGCCAACCUUUCUUUUACUGGUUGGACAUUGGAGAUGGGAAAGAAAUAAACUUAGAGAAAUGCCCAAGGUCUAAACUUCAACAGCAAUGCAUCAAAUAUCUUGGACCGAAAGAGAGAGAAGCAUAUGAAGUAAUAGUAGAAGAUGGAAAACUUGUGUAUAAAGAAAGUGGAGACUUGGUGGAUACUGUGGGAGACUGUAAAUGGAUAUUUGUUUUGAGUACAUCAAGAUGUUUAUAUGUUGGUCAAAAAAAGAAAGGUCUAUUCCAACACUCUAGUUUUCUUGCUGGUGCUGCUACAACUGCUGCUGGUCGAUUAAUUUCUGAUAAAGGAGUUCUUCAGGCUAUAUGGCCAUACAGUGGACACUAUCUUCCUACUGAAGAGAACUUCAAGGAGUUUAUAAGCUUUCUUGAGGAUAACCAUGUUGAUCUCUCUAAUGUUAAGAAAUGUGCGUAUAACGAAGAAGUAGGAUCAUUCAAAGUACCGGAAGACGAAAGUUCACCCGAAAAGACAGCAGAAGUUGCAACAGAAGAUAAUGAGCAGGUUAAACCAGCUGAAGUUACCAAGGAUGAUCAAGAGCCAGCUUUCUCAUUUGCUAGACACUUAUCUUGUAAAUGGGUCACUGGUAAUGGACCUAGAAUUGGUUGUGUUAGGGACUACCCAUUGGACUUGCAAUCUCGAGCGCUCGAGCAUGUCAACCUUUCACCACGCAUCACACCUGGGUCGUUCUUUGGCCCCAUUCCUUCGCCUAGGCCUAGCCAUAUGGUUCACGUCUCCCCAAGGCUUGCGUCUAUGUGUCUGCCGAGUCCAAGAACACAAGUGACAAUGGGCUAAGUUAUUGACAUUCCAAAGGCUGGUGCAUAGUGAAUCGAGUCUUGUCUCUAAGAGGAAUCUAGAUUUCGAUUUUCGCUGCUCAUUCUCUUAGCCUACCCUUUACCGAAAAAGACGUAAUUUUGAUCACUUUUAGAACAGAAUCGGCACUUCUGGUGCCCAAUUUAUUAUUCGAGUUAAACUAACUAAUCUCUUUAUUUGUUCAUUUUGUUUGUCUUUUUUUUAAAAAUUUGUUAAUCAUAUUAGGGUGGUUCUAAUCAGUAAUCACUUUGAUAAAAUGAGUAUAAUGAGGAGUUAAAAUGUAAUUUUAAUUAUUUUGUUGAUACGUAUAUUCGUCAAUAAUGUGAAUAAAACCUAAGCUAAGAAGAAUGAGGUUAAGAUUUUUAUCCAUGUGAAUGAUAGAAAUUUAUUUGGAU